Salpingoeca rosetta is the source of this 4467-nucleotide messenger RNA. Its product is annotated as pyruvate dehydrogenase. The transcript has 5 exons. The record is from RefSeq and is a predicted model, not a curated record. Gene Ontology annotation, molecular function: FMN binding; flavin adenine dinucleotide binding; sulfite reductase (NADPH) activity. Lineage: Eukaryota; Choanoflagellata; Craspedida; Salpingoecidae. Gene Ontology annotation, cellular component: cytosol. Bases 167 to 4180 code for a protein of 1337 amino acids.
UGUGGCUGCAGUGCUGGUGUGGAGUGUGACAGUGACUUCUCUCCCUCUCCACUCUGUCGCCCUGUUUCUCUUCAGAUGCCUCUCCUUACAUUAACACCCCCGUGUUGUCACAUUUACACGCCGUCAUCAUCAUUCAUCAUUCCUUGCACAUGAACAACGCCCAGCCAUGCUGCCUGCACUGACCACAACACAGGUGCAGCUGGACCUGAGGGAGGUGUGGGAGCCGGCAGCUCGCGCCGUGGCGCUGGCCGCGCUUGCUGGAAUCGGUGCAUGGCAGGCGUACAUGCUUCUGUUUGGCAGCGAAGCAGAAGCAGACAGCACCCACCCAAACCAGAAGCGAGGUGGAGGAGGCCUUGGAGGAGGUGGGGGUGCAGCGCGCGUGUCUUUCACCAACGACGACGACGACAGCACCACCCCAAGGCAUCGCGCCACGUUUCACACCACAUUGCAGACGGAACCUUCCCCAUCACAACCAACGACAGCCGGCUUCGUGUUGACCAGCACCACCACCGCCAGCACCGCCACCACAAGCGCGAGCGCCACCACAACGCCGGCGCACGUCGUGGCCGCCAUUGCAAGCGCUAGCGCAGACGUGAUUCUGGGAUUCAAGAGCGGGUCCGCCCGGGACUUGGCCCUGACCGUGCAACGGGUGGUCCAUGACAGGCGGAUCAAAGGGCUCGGCGUUCCGAAAACCAUGCAGCUGCUGAGCACACGUGCGGGCGCCGGGACGACGCUGCUUGGCUUUCUGGCAGAGCUGCCGACACGCGCCAGCACAGUCACAGCCACGGUCCCAGCUCAGAGCCUCCCCACGAUGCUACCCGCACUGCAUCAGCUCGCGGCGCGCGCAAGCUCCACUCCAACAGCAAGCACCGCCUGCGUGCUCACCAUCACCCUGGAACACGUUGCACCCGACCUGACACAACGCACCCACUGCGCCGCCCUCAGCCUGCUCGCUGACAUGGGUGUGCCCGUCCUCCUGUCGGCAACGGGUCAGGACUGCCACGACCACGCCCUUGUUGCGGCGCACUAUGCAAACACAUACGCUCGCCCCAUCGCUCACGUGAUUGACGGUGUGCGGCUGGCCAACACGCACCAGCAGAUCCGCAUCCUCCCCGACCCAGCCGUCACCGCACUGCUGAUGCGCAAUGACGAGUCUUCAGGUACACAAGCGUCGUCCGCACACCCUUCGCCUUCGAAUUCACCUCCACCAGUGUCACCAACGGCAACUGCCGCCGCGAGCGCCGCACAUUCCUCGGCUACCUCUGGCUUUGGCUCUCGCUCCCCAUCACCUCCCGUCGAUGCAUUCCCUUCGAAGCAGCCGACCACGACAGCCGCCCUGCAGACAGCGCCAAGGACAGGACAACGCACAGCCCAUCUUGGCGGCAUCACCUCCACGCUCAACACCCACCCAUCCACAGCGGACCGUCUUCGUGCAAGCCUUGACGCUGUGGGUGCUGCUGUACACCACCAGCUGCCGUUCUUCACAUACACGGGGCCACCAACUACAUCUGUCGAUCUUGUGGUCGUCGUCCUGGCUCCAGUCAGCCCAACCUUCGUCUCUGUUGCCGCAGAAUACAACCGCCGCACCAACACGGGAGGCCACACCACCACCGUUGGCGUCCUUGUUGUCAACGUGCUCCGCCCUUGGGAUGCCUACGCCUUUCGCGCAGCGCUGCCACCCCAGGCUGGCCGGAUUUGUGUUGUGGAAACGGCAGCGCCUGCUGUGCAAUUCACAGCACACCAUCAGCUGCUCACCACAGACGUGUGCUCGUCUGUGUCACCGCCGCCUUCCCCAUCGUCGCCUCGUGUAAUUAGUGCAUGUACCCCACAUGUGGUCGUUCGCCACAUCGAAGUGGACGCGCGCGGCGUGCAGCCCGCACUUGCCGCAGCCGUCAUUGCCACGGCCCUUGAGCCAGCACCGCUGCCACACCUCGCCCAACACAACAACAACAGCAACAGCAACAGCAACAGCGUGCAGGAACACGGCCUCGGAAAGCAGCUACAGCAGCGCAUCGACAACAGCAACGCGGCUAUCUUGCUCACCAACACCACAGCACGUGAAGUUUUGCGCCUGCAUUCGUCAGCAACAUCGCCAACCUCAACCACUGCCCUGGCUGCCGUGGCCGCAGCCACAAGUGACGAUGGCGUGGUGGUGAAUGUGUACGCGCAUUUGAACCAAUCGGUUGAGCGGUUGUGCUCUAGCUUUGUGCAGCAGGUGCAUGCCCAGUGCCGUGUGCCAGCAACAGCGUUCACCAGCGAGGACGCCUGCUUCGCCUCCGGUGUUUCCCGCACACAGCUCUGCAUUGGCGGCAGCAACACUCACGUUCGUGACAGCCCGGCCGCCGCCGCUGCUGUUGUCGCUGAUGUGGAGCUCCUGGCAGAGCUGGCCCCAUGGCUUGCACGCGAGCUUUGUGAGCAUGCAAGUGUCUUUGUCGUUGCUGCUGAUGCUGAUGCGGCUGUGAACCACCUCAAGGAGCACACUUCCCCGUCAGCACUACGGCUGCUCUCUGACAAGCACAUUGCCAUCACUUUCAUCAACAGCACCGAGGGAACGCAUGCAGCCAAUGUUAGCACUGCGGUCUUGCUUGCACGCGCCAGCCACGUGUUGCCUGCUCUGCACAGCUUGGACCUUGGUGCGGUCCUUGACAAUGCUACCGACCCGCUGGUCAGAGAGGUGCAGUCGUCAUCGGCAGAGCUUUUGUCAGCAGCACGAGCGGCGCCGACGACAACGAUUACAGCUCAUCAUCUCGUGGACAGCACACCCAACAACAACAGCGCACACCCAGCCUCCAACCACCACGACACGGACGCGUCCAGCGGCAACAGCGCAGAUGAAGGUGACGACAGCGGCGUGGAUGAGGAAUCCGCCACUGCAUUCAUCCCCCGCGUGCGCGUGGUGGCUCCAACCCAGCCGGAAACCAGCGGGGCGCAGCAGCUCACUGCUAGCGAUCUAGCGAAGAGGGUCGUGUUCCAGGACACCUUUAGCGCCGAAUCUGGGCAUCGUCCCGGUUAUGCAGGCAUGUACCGUGUUCGGUUGACCAAGAACCAGCGCCUGACACCAGAGGACUACCACCGCAACAUCUUCCACCUCGAGAUGGACAUCCGCGGAACAGGCCUGGAGUACCGCAUUGGGGAUGCACUCGGCGUGUACGGGCGAAACGACCGCGACGACGUGCGCUCGUUCCUGGCGAUGGUUGAUAUCGGCCCAGAUGCGCUGGUGGAAGUCGACCACACACAGCAAGCGGGAUGCAAGGAGGUCAUGACGGCGAUGCAGCUGUUCACGGACCGCCUGGACGUGUUUGGGAAGCCAUCGCAGAAGUUCUACGCUGCGAUUGCCGCGCACACGAGCGACUCGUACGAGCGUGCGAAACUGGAGUGGCUUGGCAGCGACGACAAGGAGGGCUUUCGACUGCGCCAGCUGGAGACAUACACGUUCGCAGACGUAUUGGAGGAGUUUCCUUCGGCGCGGCCGCCGCUGUCCGUGCUGGCCACCAUCAUUCCGCCAAUCAAGCCGCGCCACUACUCCAUUGCGUCCAGCAUGAACAAGUGCCCGCACAGUGUCCACCUGCUGGUGGUGCUCGUGUCAUGGACUACGCCAAAGGGACGCGAGCGCUAUGGCCAGUGCACACGCUACCUCUCCCAGCUCUGCCCUGAUGGCGAUGAGGACGUGUUCUUGACAGUGGACAUCAAACCAAGCGUGAUGCACAUGCCAGCAGAUGCACGCCGGCCCAUCAUCAUGGCGGGGCUUGGCACAGGCAUGGCCCCAUUUCGUGCGUUUCUCCAAGAACGCCAGUACCAACGCGAGCAAGGGCUUGAGGUUGGUCCGAUGCUGCUGUACUUUGGUGCGCGUCACCGCUCGGAGGAGUAUCUUUAUGGCGAUUAUCUUGACGAGAUGCUUGCUGACGGCAUCCUCACCCGACUCGGCCUCGCCUUCUCCCGCGACCAAAAGGACAAGGUGUACAUCCAGCACAAGAUCGCGGAGGACAAGGCAGUGCUUGCCCGCCACCUGCUUGAAGGCAACGGUCACUUCUACCUCUGCGGCCCCACGUGGCCUGUGCCGGAUGUCAAGGCAGCACUGGUGAACGGCAUUGUUGAUGAGACAGCCCGCACCCGCGACGACGUGGAAGAGUUGAUCGAGGAGCUCAAGGAGGCGGGGCGAUAUGUGCUGGAGGUGUACUGAUUCAAUGUGUGUGUGUGUGUGUGUGUGUGUGUGUGUGUGUGUGUGUGUGUGUGUGUGUGUGUGCACUGCCGUGUUUCGUUCUUGUUUCUCUAGUUGGUUCCGGUCCACACUUCAUGCCGCGUCAAGAUGUACGCGCGCAUUGUCAAUUCACAUCACAUCAGGCGUGUUGAUUUCCUCUCUCAUGAGCAGCGCCAGGUCUGCAUGAUGAUGACAACAAAAGCACCACAGAGCGAGCGAUUCAAUUCAUAUACCAAAGAAACAGGGGAGGAGCUAGCAAGACAACACGU